Messenger RNA from Adineta steineri, 1200 nucleotides. The record is from the annotation of a GenBank genome assembly. NCBI's taxonomy places the organism in Eukaryota, Metazoa, Rotifera, Eurotatoria, Adinetida, Adinetidae.
AUGUCUCUUCGUGAUCAAAAUGGAAACAGUAUUGGUGGUGGUGCUGAUGAUGAACUCGAACUACGAAAUAAUCUAGCAUCAACUGGUCGAUUAAAUAAAUUAUCAGAACCUGUUUAUUCAAAAGAACAUAAAAAAUAUGCUCAUUGUACAGUACUAUUUUCAUUGGGACAAACUUCUUAUGGAACAUCAUUACAAGUUUCUGCUUCAGUUUCUAAUAUGGUUCGUCCAUGUCCGAAACCAACAAAAAUUAAAUUAGAUAUGAAAACAAAUAUGGAAACAAAAAUUGUUACAAAACAUUAUCUACCUGAAACAGCUGAAAUUCUUAUGCCAUCUGAUAUACAAUAUGGUAUUGAUGUAUCUAAUCGUCGUGUUUUAUUUGAUGCUGAUGAAAUAAAAGCAAUAAAAAAAUUUAGUGAUCCCGGUUUUCAAAUACUUGGCUUUAAAAAUAUUUCAUGUUUAUUACCACAUCGUUAUGCUAAACCCGAUGAUUUUAUUUAUCCCGAUGAAAAAUAUGUGGAAGGAAGUUCAUGUUUAUUUAAUGCAUUAUUAAAAGAAUGUUUAGAAAAACAAAUGUUUAUUCUAUUUCGUAAUAAUCGACCUGGGAUUAUUCCACAAGCUGAAGAAAUCAAUAAAAAAGAUCCCAGUGAUCGUAUAGCAUCAAAUGGUUUUCAUGUACAUUAUUUACCGUAUGCUGAUGAUAUACGGACUUUACCAAAGAAUGAUAUACCACAUAUAACCAAUGAUGAAGUUGAUGUAUUUGAAAAUAUACUUCUUGGUUUAACAAUUAAAUAUCGUCCUGAUAGAUUUGAAAAUCCUGCUUUACAAACAUUAUGGAUAGACAUGUACCGAGCCCCGAGCCUCUCGGGCUUGGGUAGGCUCGGGGCUCGAUCAGGGCUCGGGCUCGGGGCUCGGUCAAGGCUCGGGUGUCAGAUUGAUGUAGGAGCUGACACAGCUGCUACAUCAAGUAACGACGAAAUAAAGAAACCAGACGAUAAUGUUAAUCUUAGUGCUGUUGAUUUUGAUUUUGAAGACGAUGAUUAUAAUUUUUCAGCUUUUGAUUUUGUAACUGAAAAUGGUAAUGAUGGUUUUGACCCCACCACUGGAGCAGAGAUUAAGAGACUCAAAAUACAAAUUGAGACCAUCAAAGAACAAACUAAAAACUCCAAGAAACAAGAUGAAAAAGUAGAUUUGAAAAAAUAA